AUGGCGGCCAGGGAUCUCCCUCCCGAAGGGGCACAGUUGCUGGCUCCCUUCAGUCGCAGUGAGAGCCCUCCAUCAGAUGCACCAAACCGCGCCUCGUACUCAGCCGCAAGAGGGACUCUCCCUUCCAGUGCAGCAGAGCCGCAGCUCCCUUCGGAGGCAGCAAGAACGUUCUCAGCUUUUAACAAUAUACCAAAAAUAAAUAAUUUUACUUUUAUUUCAGAGUACAAUGAAGAAAAAGAGGAAAAUGAAGAAUCAAAUCAUCAAGAGAAGCAGCAUGCAUGUGAUCAAUGCGGUAAAAUGUUUUUAUGGGCUUCACUUCUGAAGAAACACUUGAAAGUUCAUGUAAAGAAUAAGCCACAUUCAUGUCAUUUGUGUGGUAAGAGUUUUUUGCAUCUACAAAGUUUGAAAGAACAUCAGAAAAUACAUACUGGUGUGCGAGAGUACAUGUGCUUUGAGUGUGAAAAGACUUUUAGUUCAGUGAGCAGUUUAAAACUACAUGAGAAGAUCCACACUGGAGAGAAACCUUACAAGUGUUCACACUGUGACAAGAGAUUAAGUCGGUUAACACAUCUGAAAACACAUGAGAGGAUCCACACUGGAGAGAAACCUUACAAGUGUUCACACUGUGACAAGAGAUUCAGUGAUUCGGCACAUCUGAAAACACAUGAGAGGAUCCACACUGGAGAGAAACCUUACAAGUGUUCACACUGUGACAAGAGAUUCAGUGAUUCGACACAUCUGAAAACACAUGAGAGGAUCCACACUGGAGAGAAACCUUACAAGUGUUCACACUGUGACAAGAGAUUCAGUGUGUCAUCAAGUCUGAAAACACAUGAGAGGAUUCACACUGGUGAGAAACCUUAUAAGUGUUCACACUGUGACUGGAGAUGCAGUCAUUCAUCAAGUCUGAAAACACAUGAGAGGAUCCACACUGGAGAGAAACCUUACAAGUGUUCACACUGUGACAAGAGAUUCAGUGUGUCAUCAAGUCUGAAAACACAUAAGAAAAUUCACACUGGAGAGAAACCUUACAAGUGUUCACACUGUGACAAGCGAUUCAUUCAGUCAACAGAGCUGAAAACACAUGAGAGGACCCACACUGGAGAGAAACCUUACAAGUGUUCACACUGUGACUGGAGAUUCAUUCGUAGAGGAAAUCUGAAAAGACAUGAGAGGAUUCACACUGGAGAGAAACCUUACAAGUGUUCACACUGUGACAAGAGAUUCAGUGGUGCAUCGAGUCUGAAAAGACAUGAGAGGAUUCACUCUGGAAAGAAAGCACAUCAACGCAAUGUACGAGGGAAGUGUUCCAUUGAGUCAUCUGUUAUACACAGUCAUACAAAAAACAAUCACAAUAAGGCCCCGUACACGCGGAGACGCAUUUAGCUGUAUAUGUAAAUAUUUUGUAUGGUAUACGUGUUUCUUCCAGACGGAUCCAGCGUUUUGGGGGAGUGAAUUCAUUUUUUUUUAAAACAGGUCCCAGAGUGGAUAAAUCUGAAAAUGACACCUUUUUUGUUUUUGUGUACUGCCAAUCCAUAUAUUUAGUUAAACAAUGAUGUCAUCACCCCACUUCUCUACUAUAGUCAGACACCUCUACAUCAUUUAACACCAACAACAAUGGAGGACUAGAUGUUUGUGUUCAUGCUGCAGAAGCUACUGAGUCUGUAAGCUUGACUAAACUUACUAGUAGAGCUGCACGAUAUUGGAAAAAACAACACACACUGUGAUAAGUUUUCUCUGCAAUGUAUAUUGCGAUAUGGAAGAAAAUCACCAGAUGACUUGAACAGCUCUAUUUGGGGAAAUAAAAUUAAUGAUUGGGGUGAUUUUGUAGGUGAAUAAAUCAUCUAAGAAAAUAAGUAAAUUACAAACAGAGAUAAAUAUGAUAGAAAAAUGGUACAAAUGAAAUAAAAAAGUGCUUUAUAUUCUUCAGUCCAA
This is a messenger RNA of Carassius carassius (crucian carp), 1935 nucleotides long. RefSeq names its product zinc finger protein 501-like. The transcript has 2 exons. The record is from RefSeq and is a predicted model, not a curated record. The coding region runs from base 1 to 1386 and encodes 461 amino acids. Lineage: Eukaryota; Metazoa; Chordata; Actinopteri; Cypriniformes; Cyprinidae.